Phanerochaete carnosa HHB-10118-sp is the source of this 835-nucleotide messenger RNA. RefSeq lists its product as uncharacterized. Bases 130 to 594 code for a protein of 154 amino acids. Gene Ontology annotation, cellular component: Shu complex. Gene Ontology annotation, molecular function: zinc ion binding. Gene Ontology annotation, biological process: double-strand break repair via homologous recombination. The transcript is spliced from 4 exons. The record is from RefSeq and is a predicted model, not a curated record. NCBI's taxonomy places the organism in Eukaryota, Fungi, Basidiomycota, Agaricomycetes, Polyporales, Phanerochaetaceae.
UCUCGCAUCUGCACCGCCGACGCAGUGCACCCUGGAGCGUGUAUCUAGCGCGACCAUCCAUGCUGAUACUCGCCAGCGGCAUCUAAAACGUGCUCGGCGUUGAUAUAAAGGGCAAAGACCUGCAGGAGAAUGCCGUCAGAAGAUCUGUUGUUGUUGUUGGACGCUGCGCUCAAAGAAAAGUUCGAGUUUGAGCCGGAUGCCGGUUUCGACCGUGGGCACGGAGACACCCCAAUCGAUGAAGACUAUCUCGAACGUCUCCGCUUUUUCUUUGAUGACAAUCUCCUUUUGGCCGCCUUGGAUCUAGUAGAUAGAGACAGCGUCGUCAAGUUCAAUACAUCAUGGGGUCAUACACGGUAUCAAGUUCUCGGCACCACGACAACAUACUCCGUGUUCCCAGGCCAGACCAUCGGCUCAAGACGGAUACCGUCCUACUGCACAUGCGCUUCUUUUGCGUUCUCUGUACUUGUAACAGACGCACAGUACAUGUGCAAGCAUUUACUUGCUGUCGUCUUGGCCUUGCGACUGGAUAGAUGCCUUGAACGCACUGCUAACCCAGACGAUAUCGCCCAAAUUUGUGCUCGCUCGGUGUCAUGACGUAUUGCUCCUGGGCUUCUUGCCGCAUGCCGUAGUAGCAAGGUACGUAGCGUCGAUGUGGCACGGCUCUUGGCGCCGUCGGAAAUCUGUAGGCAGACGGUAUUGUUACAACGACCGGUCGGGAAAAAGUAUUAGUUGUAACUAUUAUAUGUCGCGUCCUUAGUGAGAGUACCCGGGGCAGUACCAGUGCCAGUACUACAGUACCGCCGGUUCUCGUUGCCCCAUGGCUAACGGCAGCUGU